This is a messenger RNA of Necator americanus (New World hookworm), 462 nucleotides long. RefSeq lists its product as uncharacterized. NCBI's taxonomy places the organism in Eukaryota, Metazoa, Nematoda, Chromadorea, Rhabditida, Ancylostomatidae. Bases 1 to 462 code for a protein of 153 amino acids. The transcript has a single exon. The record is from RefSeq and is a predicted model, not a curated record.
AUGGCAGGUCUGAAAGACGAUGAAUGCAGAACAAAGUUCCGCCAACGCGUGUCUAUUCAUGUUGGAGUACGGACCAGGAAAAAGCUUAGCGAUGCGGAUUCCUUCACAAAGUUCAUCCAGGACUCUGCAAGGGAAACGCUCCCGGUUCUAUUGCCGCGAAAGAAGUUUGCCUUUGCAUCUGCGGAAACAAAAUCCACAUACAAUUCUGUAUGUGUCGCGCGCAGCGCUGGUGACUUCAACCAGGAAAAGCGUCUUAGAAGGAAGCUGCGUAGUCAACUGCAACAAGACUGCGAUAACGAGUGGACGUCAAGAGCGAUGGAGUUUGAGAAGGCGUGGGAGGACAGGAACCCGCGGAAAGCCUAUGCUCUACUAAAACAGUAUAGCGGCAAAAUGAAAAGAUGUUUCCAUGUCCUCAGCACUGCUAAUGUGCUUUGGUUUUUUGGAAGGAAAAUCAAAUUUUAA